CCAAACAAUUCAAAAUUGGCAACUACUUUGCUAUCAGUCCAAUUACGCUGAAUGUAAAAGUUUACGCCGUCAUCGUAUUACUUGGGUUCUUCUAUAAACUUCCCCACAAAAUCGCCCCACGGUUUUUCAUAUACAACUCUCCUUUUGGUAACCACCUACUAAAUUUUACACCUUCCUCUGCCUUAUUCUAGUAUAUUACAAAAUGGGCAGCGUUAAAGAUAACGAGGAAAACCGGCAACCGUUGCUGGCGGAGGCAACCUCCGCGGACUGGUUGCUGUCGAAAAAUACAGUUGAAAGAGUUGAUGAAGAUGAUGAUAAAGAUCUAAAAACAAGAGUAUGGAUCGAAACAAAGAAACUAUGGCAUAUCGUUGGUCCAUCCAUCUUCAGCCGUAUAGCCUCUUAUACCAUGAACAUUAUCACUCAAGGUUUUGCUGGACACCUUGGUGAAGUUGAACUCGCUGCCAUCUCCAUUUCUAACACUGUCAUUGUUGGCCUCAACUUUGGCCUCCUUCUAGGAAUGGCGAGUGCAUUAGAGACGUUAUGUGGACAAGCUUUUGGAGCAAAAAAACAUCACAUGUUAGGAAUAUACAUGCAAAGAUCAUGGAUCGUUCUAUUUCUAUGUUGCUUCCUAUUGCUGCCGCUGUACAUAUUCGCCACCCCAAUUUUGAGAGCGUUAGGCCAACCGGACGACGUGGCAGAACUAUCAGGAAUGGUGGCGCUGUGGUUUAUUCCGCUGCACUUCAGCUUUGCGUUUCAGUUUCCGAUACAGAGGUUUUUGCAGAGCCAGCUGAAGACGGCGGUUCUCGCUUGGGUUUCACUGGCGGUGCUGGCGAUUCACACGGUGGUUAGCUGGCUGUUCGUGUACAAACUGAAUCUCGGAAUAGUGGGAGCCGCCGUGGCACUGGAUAUAUCGUGGUGGUUGUUGUUUAUUGGGUUGUUUUGGUACACCGCAUGUGGUGGAUGUCCAGAAACGUGGAGUGGUUUCUCCACACAAGCAUUUUCGGGACUUUGGGAAUUCAUUCGACUCUCUGCCGCUUCUGGCGUCAUGCUUUGCUUGGAGAACUGGUACUAUAGGAUAUUAAUGUUGAUGACAGGGUAUUUGGAGAAUGCAACGUUGGCUCUUGAUGCGUUGUCCAUUUGCAUGAAUAUUAAUGGUUGGGAGAUGAUGAUACCACUUGCUUUCCUCGCUGCCACCGGAGUGCGAGUAGCAAAUGAACUAGGUGCUGGAAGAGGAAAGGCAGCAAAAUUCGCAACAGUGGUAUCAGUGGCACAAUCCACCGUGAUUGGGUUAAUCUUUUGUGUAUUAAUAAUGAUAUAUCAAGAUAAAUUUGCUCUAAUCUUCUCAUCAAGCCUUGAUGUCCUAAAUGCUGUCAAGAAGAUAUCUUACCUUCUUGCCGUUACUAUUCUUCUAAACAGUGUUCAACCUGUUUUAUCCGGUGUUGCGGUUGGAGCAGGAUGGCAAUCAAAAGUGGCUUGUAUUAAUCUAGGUUGCUAUUACCUUGUUGGGGUCCCUCUUGGACUUCUUAUGGGUAUGGUUCUCAACACUGGUCUUGAGGGCAUGUGGGCAGGAAUGAUUUUUGGAGGGACAGCUUUGCAGACGAUAAUAUUGGCUUUUAUAACGUAUCGUUGUGAUUGGGAAAAUGAGGCUGAAAAAGCUAGAAUGCAUGUGCAAAAGUGGUCGGAGCCACCUCCAGCUAGUCAAUCCUAGAUGAUCAUUUCCUUUUUUAGACAACGUUGAGUCGGUGACACCUUCUAUUUUUGUUUUGUUUCCUACCCUGUUUCUUCUUUAAGCAUAAAGAAUAAGCAAUAAUCAUGCUGUUUUGUGCAAGGGUAAUUUGUUCAAUGAACAUUGUAGAUAAAUCAA
Molecule: messenger RNA, 1864 nt
Organism: Nicotiana tabacum (common tobacco)
Lineage: Eukaryota; Viridiplantae; Streptophyta; Magnoliopsida; Solanales; Solanaceae
Product: protein DETOXIFICATION 27-like
Biological process (GO): xenobiotic detoxification by transmembrane export across the plasma membrane
Cellular component (GO): membrane
Molecular function (GO): antiporter activity; xenobiotic transmembrane transporter activity
Source: RefSeq, a predicted model, not a curated record